AUGAGAGCAGCUCAUAGUCGACAGAAGAGCUAUGCAGAUAACCAUCAUCGCCAAUUAGAUUUUGAGGUCGGGAAUAAGGUAUUCUUGAGGAUUGCGCCAAUGAGAGGGGUCAUGAGGUUUGGAAAGAAGGGCAAGUUGAGCCCUAGAUUUGUCGGACCCUUUGAGAUUCUUGAUCUGAUUGGCCCAGUGGCUUACAGGGUAGCCCUACCACCAGCACUCUCAGGGGAAAAUUUGACUUAUACAGAAGAGCUGAUGCGGAUUGUAGAGAGAAAAGAACAAGUGUUACGGAAUUGUGCUAUCCCAUUAGUUAAAGUGGUAUGGAAUAAUUAUACUAUCAGUGAAGCCUCCUGGGAAUUAGAAGAAGAAAUGCAACUCAAGUACCCACAGUUGUUCGACAGUGAUCAUGAUAACUUGUGA
Molecule: messenger RNA, 417 nt
Organism: Juglans regia (Persian walnut)
Lineage: Eukaryota; Viridiplantae; Streptophyta; Magnoliopsida; Fagales; Juglandaceae
Exons: 2
Coding region: 1-417 (138 amino acids)
Source: RefSeq, a predicted model, not a curated record